Molecule: messenger RNA, 987 nt
Organism: Phytophthora infestans T30-4
Lineage: Eukaryota; Oomycota; Peronosporomycetes; Peronosporales; Peronosporaceae
Exons: 2
Coding region: 1-987 (328 amino acids)
Cellular component (GO): nucleus
Molecular function (GO): protein binding
Source: RefSeq, a predicted model, not a curated record
AUGAGCGGCGCGUUCUUCCGAGGAGCUCACCCGAUGUGGAUUCUGGGAGACCGUGGCCACGCGUCCUUCGUCCCCAUGUGCGUCCCUAGCUCCGCUCCGCCUAAGGCGAAUGGCACGUCCAAGAAUGCCGCGCCUCGAGUGAGUGUGCCAGUGCUGAGUUUCACGCCGUUCCACCAUUGGAGCUGUCCGAAUGGCUUCAUCUACUUCCACUCCCGCGGUGCGUUGCGAGUGUGCGAGCUUCCGUCCAGUAAAACGUCGACGAUCCUGCCUUCCAGCGGCGGGUUUGUGCUCCAAAAGGCGGAGUUUGGAGCUACGCUACACCACAUGCUGUACUUGGGCAGCCACGGUCCCGGAGGUGUGGCAGAAGCGCUUGAAGCGCCGACGUAUGCUGUCGUUUGCAGCGCCAGACUGAAGCCAGCCGACGCAGAUCGAGCCACGGAAGUGGAAGGCGCAGAGGAGGAGCUGGAACCGGAGAACUUGGACCCGAACGGGAACCCUCUCGGCAGUAACGUGAUGGCGCCGACCGCUGAGAUGUUCGCGGACUACGAGACCGACCACAUGGCGCACACUGAAGAAGACGUGUACGAGUUGCGCUUGGUACAGACGGACGAGUUCGGCGAGUGGGGACGUCGUGGAGUGUUUCGUGUUCACUUUGAGCGCUACGAGGUGGUGCUCAGUGUGAAGCUCAUGUAUCUGUACGACUCGUCUCUGAUGAAGGAGGAAGUGGCGUCGACGUCUCCGGAGUGGAACAAGAAGAAGCGUCCGUACUUGGUGGUUGGCACGGGCUGGGUGGGUCCCCAUGGCGAGGAUGAAAGCGGUCGCGGUCGCCUGCUGCUGUACGAACUUGACUACGCGCAGUACGUAAACGAGGAAGGCGGCGCGACAAGUGGGAAGCUGCCCAAGCUGCGACUGGUAUUCAUCAAGGAGCACAGACAGGGAGCCGUCUCCAUGGUCUCGCAGCUCGGCCCUUCAAGUCGGAGCAGUUGA